Messenger RNA from Rosa rugosa (rugosa rose), 568 nucleotides. RefSeq names its product costars family protein. Bases 78 to 365 code for a protein of 95 amino acids. The transcript is spliced from 2 exons. The record is from RefSeq and is a predicted model, not a curated record. Lineage: Eukaryota; Viridiplantae; Streptophyta; Magnoliopsida; Rosales; Rosaceae. Gene Ontology annotation, biological process: regulation of actin filament-based process.
AUCUCAAUCUAAAAGGGUGUAAGGUCAUCGGUCCUCCCAUUUCUGACUUCGCAACAGAGACAUUGAAGAGGGAAGCCAUGAAUGUAGAAGAAGAGGUCGAGCGUCUCAAAGAAGAAAUCAAAAGGCUUGGCAAGGUCCAAGACGAUGGUUCUUACAAGGUCACAUUUGGUGUGUUAUUUAAUGAUGAUAGAUGCGCAAACAUAUUUGAAGCUUUGGUUGGAACACUAAGAGCUGCAAAGAGGCGGAAACUUCUCACAUAUGAAGGUGAGCUUCUGCUCCAAGGAGUUCAUGACAAUGUGGAAAUCAUACUCAAACCCACCCCAGCAGCAGCGACUGAGGUAACUAAUGCAGGCGAGAAGAGUUAGAAGGAUUAUGUAGUUGUUUCAAUUCAUAUCGUGCCAUAAACAUAUAUCAUGCUUUGUGUGGAAAGAUACUGUAAAUUACUUUUGAGACCCAUAUGCUUGCUCCCGUAUAAUAAUAAACUAUUAUUCCUGUAAUAUGAAAACGUCCAUUCAAUAAUGUGAACUCAAUUGAAACUGGAGUUAAAAGAACAGAGGUUUAGCAAUCA